Dermochelys coriacea (leatherback sea turtle) is the source of this 1192-nucleotide messenger RNA. RefSeq names its product NSA2 ribosome biogenesis factor (gene NSA2). The transcript is spliced from 6 exons. The record is from RefSeq and is a predicted model, not a curated record. NCBI's taxonomy places the organism in Eukaryota, Metazoa, Chordata, Testudines, Dermochelyidae. Gene Ontology annotation, cellular component: preribosome, large subunit precursor; nucleolus. Gene Ontology annotation, biological process: maturation of 5.8S rRNA; maturation of LSU-rRNA. The coding region runs from base 162 to 944 and encodes 260 amino acids.
GAACGAAAGUGCCAGUGCCGGAAGCGGUUCUACCCGGCGGUGUUUCCCGGACGCACCAAUCCUUUCCUUGUAGUCGUGCGGCGGCUAGACGGGAUCGCCGGCGGCUGAAGCUUGAGCGCGAGCUACUAACCGCCGCACGCAGCCCCACGAGCUAGGCCGCCAUGCCACAGAACGAUUACAUAGAGUUACACCGCAAGCGAUAUGGUUAUCGCUUGGAUUACCAUGAGAAGAAGAGGAAGAAGGAGGGCCGUGAGGCUCAUGAACGGUCAAAGAAGGCAAAGAAAUUGAUUGGGUUGAAGGCCAAACUCUACCAUAAGCAGCGCCAUGCUGAGAAGAUACAAAUGAAAAAGACCAUUAAGAUGCACGAAAAGAGAAACACCAAGCAAAAGAAUGAUGAGAGAACCCCAGAAGGAGCUGUACCAGCAUACCUGUUGGAUAGAGAGGGCCAGUCCCGGGCUAAAGUUCUCUCCAACAUGAUCAAACAGAAACGAAAAGAAAAAGCUGGGAAAUGGGAAGUUCCUGUGCCAAAAGUCCGUGCACAAGGAGAAACAGAAGUUUUAAAGGUGAUCCGUACGGGAAAGAGGAAGAAGAAGGCCUGGAAGAGGAUGGUUACCAAAGUCUGCUUUGUUGGGGAUGGCUUUACUCGAAAACCUCCUAAAUAUGAACGAUUUAUUCGACCAAUGGGCUUACGUUUCAAGAAGGCUCAUGUAACACAUCCUGAACUUAAAGCUACUUUUUGUCUACCGAUACUUGGUGUAAAAAAGAAUCCCUCUUCCCCUCUGUACACAACAUUGGGUGUAAUUACCAAAGGUACUGUCAUUGAGGUGAAUGUGAGUGAGCUUGGCCUUGUGACACAAGGGGGCAAAGUUAUCUGGGGGAAAUAUGCACAGGUAACCAACAAUCCAGAAAAUGAUGGCUGCAUUAAUGCAGUCCUGCUUGUUUGAUGGGGGCUUUACUAAAUAUUGCACAUGGACUCUUGCAAAAUUGAGGCGAGUAAAUCAAGAAGCUUGCGAGCAAUUUAAGACUUUUAGCUUCCCAAAAACCAAGCGUCAAACUUGAACCUAAGAGAGGAAGAUCAAAGAACUUAAACAAUCAAGUUCCUGAAAAUUUUACAAAUAUUAAAGCCCAAUGGUAUAUAAACUGUUUGUUCCAUUGAAUGUUACCAGAAUAAAGUCAAUGAGCUUUCCAAUUU